GUGUUGUAGUGCGCGUGGUGCUCGAGCCAGACCGCUGCUGCUGGCUGAACCAGGUGGAGUGUCAUCUUUGGUCACCAGUUCCCAUGAGGACUUGGGCAACAUGGUGCCCACUGGCCAGGUGGCAGAAAAGCAGGCAUGUGAGGAGCCCAGGCAGGACCGCGAACUCAAGUCCUGGAGAUGCCUAGUAUUCUAUCUCUGCUUCUUCGGCUUCAUGGCACAGUUGCGGCCUGGGGAGAGCUUCAUCACACCCUACCUCCUGCAACAAAACUUCACAAUCGAGCAGGUGACCAAUGAGAUCAUUCCGGUGCUGCCCUACUCCCACCUGGCCGUGCUGGUGCCAAUCUUUCUGCUCACGGACUACCUGCGAUACAAGCCAAUCCUGAUCCUGCAGUGCCUGAGCUUCAUGUGCGUCUGGCUGCUGCUGCUGCUGGGCACCUCUGUGGUACACAUGCAGCUCAUGGAAGUCUUCUACAGCGUCACCAUGGCUGCGCGCAUCGCCUACUCCUCCUACAUCUUCUCCCUGGUGCGCCCUUCCCGCUACCAGCGCAUGGCCAGCUACUCAAGGGCAGCAGUGCUCCUGGGAGUCUUCACCAGCUCUGUGUUGGGCCAGGUGCUGUGGCCCCUGGAACAAAAAUCCCAGAACUCCAACAUGCUCAACUACAUUUCCCUGGGCUUUAUCAUCUUCAGCCUGGGCCUCUCCCUCUUUCUAAAGCGUCCUAAGCACAGCCUCUUUUUCAACCGCAGUGCACUUGUGCACAAAGCCUUGCCCUGCGAGCUGGACCAGAUGCACCCGGGCCCUGGCCGACCAGAGCCUGGGAAACUAGAGCGAGUGCUGGGCAGUUGCAGGAACUCCUUCCUGGUGUGCAUGCUAAGUGAACUGGUGGGAAAUUUACGACAACCACAGCUGCGCCUCUGGUGCCUUUGGUGGGUCUUCAACUCUGCAGGCUACUACCUGAUUGUCUACUAUGUGCACGUCCUGUGGAGUAUUGACAAAAACCUCAACUACAAUGGCGCCGUAGAUGCUGCCUCCACACUGCUGAGCGCCAUCACAUCCUUCUCUGCGGGCUUCGUGAAGAUCCGCUGGGCUCUGUGGUCAAAGCUGGUCAUCGCAAGUGUUAUAGCCAUCCAGGCCGGACUGGUUUUCUGUAUGUACAUGGUCCACUACGUGACCUGGGUCCACAAAAUCUGGGUACUCUACAUGACCUACGUGCUUUUCCGCGGGGCCUACCAGUUCCUCGUGCCCAUUGCCACUUUUCAGAUUGCAUCUUCCCUAUCUAAAGAGCUCUGUGCCUUGGUCUUCGGGAUCAAUACAUUCCUUGCCACUGCGCUCAAGACUGCCAUCACGCUUGUGGUCUCCGACAAACGGGGUCUGGGCCUCAAAGUUGAAAAACAGUUUUGCAUCUACUCCGUGUACUUCAUGGUGCUUUCUGUCAUCUGCUUUGUCGGGGCCGUGCUGGAUGGCGUGAGGUACUGCCGGCGUGGUCGCCACCAGCCCCUGCCCCUGCCCCAGGAGCUGAGUCCCUUGGAGAAUUCUGUGCAGGUGCCAAGUAUGCAGGAUGGAGGCCUAGGGGGACUGCAGCCCUCAGCACCACAGCUGCUCCCAGAGGAUGGCGUGGAGGACAGCGAGGCAAGCUUGAGAGCUGAAGCCAAGGCCUGACAGUCACAUCUUGACCUUCCUGGCUUCAUCCCAGUUCGGGGGGAGAGGGGGGAUUCCUGACUUAAGCAACCUCUCCCAUGUGCGCUCCAUCCUGAACCAGCCUGGCCUGAUGCCUCAGAUAAGACUGUACUGUCUUGAGUCCCAGGGCCCAAGAUGUGGGGCCCCUGUGUUACCUUUCAGGAGCCCUCAGAAUGUCCACAGGUUUCACCUUAGGAGCCACCUGCUUUAACUGAGGGAUGAUAGAUAGUUUGUUCCUACUGAUAGCCUCUGAGGACCGUAGGCCCAGCCUACAUCAUGCUUUAGCUGUGGCCAAAGCCUGCUGGGAACACUCAGGGCAGCUGCCUGGCUUUGUGAUCCACGUGCCAGGGCGCUGUGAGCCUGGAUUGCCUAUGGCUUGCCAAGAAGAGCCCGUGUUGGGGUCAACUGUGCCCACCAGGCCAGCCCGCCUUAGCCCCAGGAAGCUCAGGACAAAUCAUGUCUGUCCUCAGGGCUGGUGAGGUAGCCCAGACACCAGCCAAGGCACACUGGCCCUGCGGGGUGCUGGUCCUUCUAUGUGGGGUGGAUGCCUCUCCUGGCUUCUGACUAGUUGUCAUUUCCACCAUUGGAGGUACUUGCUUGGAUGGCUAUCUGAUCUUUUUUUAAAAAAAAACUAAAACAAAACUGACAUUAAAAUGGACAACUACAUUUGGCUUUUCUGUUGUGAAAAGCUGGAGUCAGGUGGGCGCCAGGCACAUUUCCGACUGAUAGAGUAGCGGUAGGCCCUUUUCGCCUGCAGACGCCAUCCCCGAGCAAGUUAGUACUCACCUGACACACAUUCAGGCAGCAUGGGUGUACCAGCCUUGAUUGGAACCAAGGCCCUUCUAGAGGGGAAUGCCUCAGGGGCUUGCACUGGGGAGCCAUGUGAGAGUUACCAGAGUCAGCUGUGAGGUUAAGACUAGCUGUGGUGUGAGCACUUUUUCCAAUACUUUAUAAACAGACUCUGUUA
This is a messenger RNA of Cricetulus griseus (Chinese hamster), 2642 nucleotides long. RefSeq names its product solute carrier family 19 member 1 (gene Slc19a1). NCBI's taxonomy places the organism in Eukaryota, Metazoa, Chordata, Mammalia, Rodentia, Cricetidae. The record is from RefSeq and is marked provisional. Gene Ontology annotation, cellular component: apical plasma membrane; plasma membrane; basolateral plasma membrane. Gene Ontology annotation, molecular function: folate:monoatomic anion antiporter activity; folic acid binding; methotrexate transmembrane transporter activity. Gene Ontology annotation, biological process: folate transmembrane transport; methotrexate transport.